UGCCACCACAACGAGAUUAACUAACAUGCGCCAGCAGUACAAUUUUGGGCCCCACAGUCUAUCUCAUCACAGCCGUCGGAUUGUCAUACUAAGAAUUUUUGACCAAAUUAAAUAUUUUAUCUAAGCUAGAAAAGUAAAACCCCCACUCUCUCAUUCUCUCUGUAUCUGUCUCUGUCUGUCCCUGUCUCUUCUAAUUUGUUUCUUCCUUUUCUUCAAAAUCUUUUUGAUUGAGUUUUUCGAGAUUGAAAGGAUUGGGAUUUUUUUUUUUUUUUUUUUUUGUGUUUGUGAAUUUUGUUUUUUAAAUGUUCUCUUUUUCAAGAUUAUUUGAUCUUCUUUUCUGGUCAGUUAAUCUAUUGCUCUUUGCCUUAUUGUUACUUUCAUACAUCUAAUCUGAUAAAAAGUGAAACUUCUUUUAUCGUUCUUUUGCUUUGCUUUGUAUUAAAGCCUUAAAUUUUUCUUGUCAAUUUUGUGUCAUCUUGUCUCUUUAAAUUUUCUUGUUGUUUUAGGUUUCUUGAUUCUAUCUUUUUUGAAGCUUGAUCAUUUCAAAAUGAGCGUUGACUUUAAAGCUAGAUUGUCAAAUUUUGAUGUGCUAUCUUACUAAACUCAAGGAAGAUUGAAUUUUUGGUUUUGGGUUGGUUAAUUCUUGAUGUUUUAAUCAUCUGGGAAACUGGGGUUCUUGUUAAAUAGCGAAGUCUUUGAACGUUUUGCUCAUUUUUGUUUGAUAAAGUCGGUUUUUUUUUUAAAAAGAUAUUUGGUGUUUGUGUGAUUGCCAAUGGAUAAGGAUGUUAUGGAUACUAAUGGCUUCACAAAUAAGCCUUUGAUGACUGUAGACUCUGAAAAAGUUGAGAACCAUAGCGAUGAUAGAGAAGAUUAUAGUGAAUCCAACACUUUGUUGCCUCCUAGAACUGGAGGUAUGUCAAGAAAUCCAGAAAGAGUGAGGAGAAAAGUCCAGUGGAAUGAUAACAAUGGGAAUAAACUUGCUGAAGUUUUAGUAUUUGAACCAAGUGACAACAGCGAUUCUGAUGAAGAGGAGACGGAUUCUUGCAUCUGUACCAUAAUGUAGAUACUUUAGUAUGAUGAUUUGUAGGUAUCUGCAGGAUAAGUCAAUGAAGCAUUCUUUUUAUGACCACGCAUUUGAUAAUUGGAAGUGAAUGUGACAGGGCUACUUUUCAACUUCUUAUUCAAGGACCAAACUUUUAAAGGCUGAGAAGGCAACAUGUCAUGCUUUCCCACAUUUUUGUGCUGCUUGCCAAAGUGAGAUUUAAUACCAGUUCUUGACUUAUGUGAUAAUUUUGAUCACAAGCAGCUACAAACUGAGAUGAAUGUCAUCUCAGGAACUGAAGAAGAUAGCAAUAAUGCGACCAAGCUUGCAUGAUCACAAGCUGAACAUGUGUGUAAGAAUUAAUCAUUUUCAGCCUGACAUGCUGAUAUGUGAGAGAUGAAGACCACACCAGAUUACUUUUGAUGAUUGUUUGCACAAGUUGCAGUUACUUCAAACUCUAAUUAUUUUAUUUUGAUUAGGAGCAUCUUUUGUGUCAGAUUAGGCCCUGCAUGUUUACAGGAUAAGUUAUCAAGUUCUCCUCCAUUGAACCUCGUUUCGCUAAGCUCCUGAGAUGAGUAUGAACUAAUGUACAUUUUGAUUCA
This is a messenger RNA of Ricinus communis (castor bean), 1644 nucleotides long. RefSeq lists its product as uncharacterized. The record is from RefSeq and is a predicted model, not a curated record. The coding region runs from base 773 to 1063 and encodes 96 amino acids. Lineage: Eukaryota; Viridiplantae; Streptophyta; Magnoliopsida; Malpighiales; Euphorbiaceae. The transcript is spliced from 2 exons.